UUGGUGGCUCGGGGUUCGGUCCACAUGAGGCUCCGGUGCAGCGGUAAUGUUUCCCCCUCCUCCGCGCCCUCCUACGGCGGCCGCUCCCGGUCUGAGGGAGGCUGAGCGGGGCUGAGGCUGCCCGGGGUCCCGGUCGCGCCCUCCCAGACCCGCGGCGGUGGGAGCCGCCCGGGCUCCCGGGAGCGCGUCCUGGCAGCCGGGGGUGUCUGAAAAUAAGUGAACUGGUAUUUCUGGUGCUCAUAAUUCUGAACAAGAUGAAGAUCUCCUCAUUGCUGCUGAGAUUCCCCCAUUGUUAUUUCCCUAGGAGAACUUCCUUAAGGAACUUUCACUUCACUUCCAGAGCAGAUUUCCUGCACAUUGAAUCUCUUAUGCCAGCACACUGCUGUCCUACGAAGUGGAUAUGUUCAUCACACAGUGUGAGGAGAGAGCUGUGUCAGCAAGUGGCCCCUGACCAGCAAAUUGAGGGGUUUUCUGACAGAGAACAAAGACUUGUAGACAGACUUUACAAUGGACUAAUCCAGGGUCAUAGAGCCUGUUUAGCAGAAGCCAUAACACUUGUAGAAUCAACUCAGAGUAGGAAGAAGAAAAUAGCCCAGGUGCUCCUUCAGAAGGUAUUAUCCUACCACAGGGAACAAGAAAAAUUAAAUCAAGGAAAACCACUUGCCUUUAGAGUGGGAUUGUCUGGUCCUCCUGGUGCUGGGAAAUCCACCUUCAUAGAAUGCUUUGGGAAAAUGCUUACAGAAAGAAAACACAAAGUGUCUGUGUUGGCUGUAGACCCUUCCUCUAGCACAAGUGGUGGUUCUUUAUUGGGUGAUAAAACACGGAUGACUGAGUUGUCAAGAGAUAUGAAUGCAUACAUCAGACCAUCCCCAACCAGAGGGACACUGGGAGGUGUGACAAGGACCACAAAUGAAGCCAUUCUGCUGUGUGAAGGAGGAGGCUAUGAUGUUGUUCUUGUGGAAACAGUAGGUGUGGGACAGUCAGAAUUUGCUGUGGCUGAUAUGGUUGAUAUGUUUAUAUUACUUCUACCACCUGCAGGUGGAGAUGAAUUACAGGGUAUCAAACGGGGUAUAAUUGAGGUGGCAGAUUUAGUUGCUGUAAAUAAAGCUGAUGGUGAUUUAGUUGUUCCUGCACGAAGGAUACAAGCAGAAUAUGUGAGUGCCAUGAAGCUGCUUCGCAAACGAUCCAAGGUUUGGAAACCAAAGGUAUUGCGUAUCUCUGCCAAAACUGGAGAAGGUGUCUCAGAAAUGUGGGAUAAAAUGACAGAAUUUCGUGACCUUAUGCUCACCAGUGGUGAGUUGAUUGCCAAACGCCGGAGGCAGCAGAAGGUGUGGAUGUGGAAUCUCAUUCAAGAAAAUAUGUUGGAACACUUCCAGAAUCACCCAGCAGUCAAGGAUAAGAUUCCACUUCUGGAAGAAAAGGUUCUUAGUGGUGUCUUGUCUCCUGGGCUGGCAGCUGACCUGCUACUGAAAGCAUUCAAAGAUGGUCUCUAAGCAUUAGAGUCUAUUCUCUUCUUGCUAAGUGUUGUAUGUGAACAUGAACAUUAAAUAUGGUUUUUCUAUGUGUGGAUUCAGUUGUUUUACUACAACAGACA
Molecule: messenger RNA, 1594 nt
Organism: Calypte anna (Anna's hummingbird)
Lineage: Eukaryota; Metazoa; Chordata; Aves; Apodiformes; Trochilidae
Gene: MMAA
Product: metabolism of cobalamin associated A
Exons: 7
Coding region: 255-1493 (412 amino acids)
Cellular component (GO): cytoplasm
Molecular function (GO): GTPase activity; GTP binding
Source: RefSeq, a predicted model, not a curated record